Molecule: messenger RNA, 1510 nt
Organism: Cuscuta europaea
Lineage: Eukaryota; Viridiplantae; Streptophyta; Magnoliopsida; Solanales; Convolvulaceae
Source: the annotation of a GenBank genome assembly
CAAUUUGAAUUUAGAAAUGCCCUUUCCGAAUCCCAUAUAAUAAAGCCCCAGUAAACUCUCGUUAUUUUGCCUUCAAUCUACCUACAGCCUACUGAGCUUGCUCUUAAACUUAUUUUCUCCUGAUCUUAGAUUGCUUCAACGAUGGCCGCCAAAAAAACUAUUCUGCUCUUCACUUUGCUGACUUUUGUCAUCACCGUUGUCAACUCCCAGUCCGUCCAAAUGAAAUACGUGAAUGGGUCCUUGGAAAGAGGGGCUGUGUGCCUAGAUGGGAGUUCAUGUGUCUACUACCUUCACAAAGGGGUAGGACAUGGACGUAACAAUUGGCUGCUUCACCUUGAAGGGGGAGGAUGGUGCUUUAAUAAGACCGACUGCAAGGAUCGCGCCAGCAGAUCAUACCUGGGAUCUUCCAAUCUUAUGAACAAAUAUGCCAACUUCACUGGCUUUCUUUCUAAUGACUCAGGAAUUAAUCCCGAAUUCCACAGCUGGAAUAGGGUCUAUAUUCCGUAUUGUGACGGUUCUUCAUUUACCGGAAAUGUUGAAGCUGUGGAUCCCGUUACAAAUGUAACCUACCGUGGAUUACGAAUUUUUGAAGCCACGAUGGAUGAUUUGCUCUCUCAGGGAAUGAAGGAUGCUCAAGAUGCAAUUCUUAGCGGUGUUUCGGCGGGCGGAUUGGCUACAAUGAUUCAUUGUGACCGGUUUCGAGACCUUCUUCCGAUGACAGCCCGAGUCAAAUGUCUUGCAAUUGCAUCUUACUUUGUGCAUGAGGUGCAUCUAAACGGAAGCAAACAGUUCGAAUCCAUUUUUGACGCGCUCAUCAGUUUACAUGGAUCGUCAAAAGGGCUACCUUCACGGUGCACUUCAAGAAUGAGUCCCAGUUUGUGCUUCUUUCCCCAAUACUUCUUGCCGACCAUUGAGACGCCUGUAUUCAUAACCAUGUCCGCAUUCGAUCAUAUUCAAGUAAGACUGAACUUGUUUCCAACGGAUGAGGUCUGCCUUCUACACGAUAAUUGCACUUUUGAACGGCUCAAAGCAAUGCAAGAUUUGAGGCUGUACGUGCUAUCUGCAUUGCCGAAAGGCUAUUUCUUCGAACGAGGAACAUGGAUUACAAGCUGCAUCGCUCAUAACACACCCUACUAUGUGAACCAGACGACUUAUGCUGAAGUUUUUAGAGAUUGGUAUACUAAUGGAGGUUCUCUUCAAAUAGUUGACGAUUCUGACAUACCAAGAAAUUGUUCUUUACAAGGCAUCAAACCCAAUUCAUGAAUGGGUUCAAUUUCACUAUUUGAUACUCCAUCCGUUCCUUAUAACUUUGCCAACUUUCCUUUUUUUGUUGUCUCAAAAAAUUUGCCACUUUCCCUUUUAAUCAAUCAAUUAGUGGUUCCUGUUAUUUCUCUCUCCUCUGCACAAAUCUCUACCACAUAGUUUUUACUUUAUUAUUCUAGAUGGAGGAAUUGAAGUAAGAGUUGUAUGUGCAUUUCUAGACACAAUAUUGUGAGUUUGAUUCUUUAAA